GUCAGGGCGUUGGGGCAGCUCCUGUGACAGACGGAGCUGGAGCGGCGGGGCGGCGGCGGAGUCCGGCGGCCGAGGAUAGCUAGUGAGCGGGCGGAGGAGCAGUGCCCCCGGGGCCUAGGCAGCGAGAAAAGAGCGGCAGGGGAGCGCUCGGGCGCGAGCGAGGACCACCGCGAGCGCCGGGCGACGGCUCGAGCCCCGGAACGGCCGAGGAGCCCGCCCGCAGCCCUCCCCUCCCCCUCCCCGGGCCCGGGCCCAGCGCGCCAUCCUCCCCCUCCCUCCUUCCCUCCCUCCCUCCUUCCUCCCUUCCCUCUCCCUCCCCCUCCCCCGCCGGUGGAUGGGAGUGAAGGACGGAAGAGGCCCUGCGGAGGCGGCGGUGCAGCGCUCCGGUGGAAUGAACCUUACUUGUUAACUAUUUCCUGAUUACUGGAUUCACUUGCAAAAGAAUACUUUCCUCUGUGUGGAAGCCACUUAGUGGCAUAUUUAAUUAUAAAUUCAAGGAUUACAAAGCUUCUUGAUUUCCUGUAGGAGGGACAUACCACUAUAUCAAAUAAGCUUCACAUUACAGCCAAAAUGGUGCUGUCCCAGAGACAACGAGAUGAACUAAAUCGAGCUAUAGCAGAUUAUCUUCGUUCAAAUGGCUAUGAAGAGGCAUAUUCGGUUUUUAAAAAGGAAGCUGAAUUAGAUAUGAAUGAAGAAUUAGAUAAAAAGUAUGCUGGCCUUUUGGAAAAAAAAUGGACAUCUGUUAUUAGAUUACAAAAGAAGGUUAUGGAAUUAGAAUCAAAGCUAAAUGAAGCAAAAGAAGAAUUUACGUCAGGUGGUCCUCUUGGUCAGAAACGAGAUCCAAAAGAAUGGAUUCCCCGUCCACCAGAAAAAUAUGCAUUGAGUGGUCACAGGAGUCCAGUCACUCGAGUCAUUUUCCAUCCUGUGUUCAGUGUCAUGGUCUCUGCUUCAGAGGAUGCUACAAUUAAGGUGUGGGAUUAUGAGACUGGAGAUUUUGAACGAACUCUUAAGGGACAUACAGAUUCUGUACAGGAUAUUUCCUUUGACCACAGUGGCAAGCUUCUGGCUUCUUGUUCUGCAGAUAUGACCAUUAAACUAUGGGAUUUUCAGGGCUUUGAAUGCAUCAGAACCAUGCAUGGCCAUGACCACAAUGUCUCUUCAGUAGCCAUCAUGCCUAAUGGAGAUCAUAUAGUGUCUGCUUCACGGGAUAAAACUAUAAAAAUGUGGGAAGUGCAAACUGGCUACUGUGUGAAGACAUUUACAGGACACAGAGAAUGGGUACGUAUGGUACGGCCAAAUCAGGAUGGCACUCUCAUAGCCAGCUGUUCCAAUGACCAGACUGUUCGUGUGUGGGUCGUAGCAACAAAGGAGUGCAAAGCAGAGCUCCGAGAACAUGAGCAUGUGGUGGAAUGCAUUUCCUGGGCUCCAGAAAGUUCAUAUUCUUCCAUCUCUGAAGCAACAGGAUCUGAGACUAAAAAAAGUGGCAAACCUGGGCCAUUCUUGCUAUCUGGAUCCAGAGACAAAACUAUUAAGAUGUGGGACGUCAGUACUGGCAUGUGCCUUAUGACUCUUGUGGGUCAUGAUAACUGGGUACGUGGAGUUCUGUUCCAUUCUGGGGGGAAAUUUAUUUUGAGUUGUGCUGAUGACAAGACCUUACGUGUAUGGGAUUACAAGAAUAAGCGAUGCAUGAAGACCCUCAAUGCGCAUGAACACUUUGUUACCUCCUUGGAUUUCCACAAGACGGCCCCCUAUGUGGUUACUGGCAGUGUAGAUCAAACAGUAAAGGUGUGGGAGUGCCGUUGAUUCAGUCUCAUUUGGCCCCUCCUCCCUUUUUCCUCUGGAUGCACUCUGAUGAUACCAUGGUCCCCCAUUGAGCUCUGUUUAAAUAAAUAUUGUCCUUUCAUGUAAAUUAUUCUGGAUGUAGAUUGAGCUUAUUAAAUGUUACACACAAAGUAUUCAUGCAUGGUGAAUCCAAAUUGUAUACUGUAAAUUUACAUACGUUGUCUAGAAGUACCAUAGGGUUUAAAAACCUGGGCUGGCAUUGGUCACACCAGGCCUACAAGGGCAGAAGUUGAAUAAAUUGAACUAGGGCACUAAACUGAAUAGUUGACAGUGUCAUUUAUGUUGGAUUAUAAUUCCUGUUUUUCUUUCUGCUAUCUGUUGGUGCCUGACUUGAUGGCCUCAUUUGGGGGAAAAGUGGUGGUUAUUAGGGCUUUUUCUGAAAUGUGUAUCUAUGUAACAUCACUUAAGUGUGCUUAAUAAAUCUAAAGAUGUUAGAUAAUAAGAAUUCUAAAUCUGCAGAACCAUCUAUGUAAUUUAAUGGGGAUUACACAUUGGAAUUUUUGUUAUGACCCAUUUGCCAAAUCAAUAGGAUAUGUUUGUUUUGGCGGCCUAUCAAGCAAAGUAUAGUGGUAUAUUUAUGUAAGAAAAUGAUUGUAAAUCUCAAUAAGAAAAAUCUCAGCAGCUAAUAGCAAAUCAUUUCUUCCAUUUGGAUCUUAAUGCUUUGUAAACAGGUUAAUAACACUGUCAUAGUCUAAGCUUCUAUUUUCCACACUAGAUCUGCUUCUAGUUGUAUUCUCCAUACUAUUAGACUGUAUAGUGAUGUGACUUCCAAGUAGAAUUUAAUCUUCCCAUUGAGUGUCAUGGUAUAAAUCACUAUUUGUUUAUGAUGUUUUUUAGGGAUGUGCAAUGUGCAUUACAUAAUGACAAAAAUAUUGAAAAGGUUAUGUUUGCCAUUUUUAAAGGAGUGGGAGAAAUACAGCAGUUUGUUUUUCAAAGUGAAUCUGGUAACACUUCGACUAUGUUUCUUUUGACAAGUUAAAAGACAGGGUUUAAUGGAGUAUGCAUAAAAAUGUACUGUUUUUCACCUUUUGUUUAUAUAGAAAUGUUUGUAAGUGUAUGGGCCUAUCUAAAAGUGGAUAUGUCUGUAUGUGUCUAUCACACACAACCUCCAUGUUCUCGGGUGUUGAGUUCUUGAAGAAGCUCUAAAACCAUACAAGUAAAAUGAAUCUUGCUGUGGAAUACCGUACCAUGCUUUAGAACAACCCCUUUUUGACCCUAAUGCUUCUGAAAAACAAGUCGGGGAGGAGGGGACGGACGUGUUUCCAGCCCAAGGAAAGCCACUUCCUUUGUCCCCUCUAAUGGAGCCCUGGAGCAUUUUACACAUCCCCAAUAAGAGUGUAUAUUUUGAUCCAGAGUUACUACAAGUAGAUUUAAGAGAAUUUUUGCCCAUGACUUUUGGAACACUAUUCCGUUUAUGUUCAUUAAUAAAGAAUUCCAUUGUUUAGCUAACCAACAGUUUUUUUUUUUAAUGAAAGUCAUUUGAAAAAUUAACAGAAGCAAUGAAAUAACAGUGGCAGUUUAACAAAAGAUACUUUUUUUCUGGAUAGCAUUUUAUUCAUUUUGUGUAAUAUGUGAAUUUUUUAAGCCCCCUUUUAUGUAUUUAAUGGAAAUUUGAUUCCUGGGAAAGACAAAGGGUGAGAGUUAAUGUCCUGUACAUACACACACAGAAUAGGCAACCUAUUAACUAGAAGCAGCUUACUGUCUACAUUGUGUCUUUAUGUUUGUUUGCUUGUUUGUUUUUAGUAAUUCCUGAGAGUUGUCUCUGGAAGGGAAAGUGUUUUUGAGAAGUAAUGGCUAUUUUUGAGGACAAAAAUUACAUCUUAAGCUAGUUCCUUAAAUUCAGUAGGUUAAUAUUCAGGACAAUAUUGCCUCGCAACCCUGCUUACAUUGAGGAGUCUUUUCCCUCUGGCUGUUCUGACUAGAUUUUUCUCCAAAAGCUAUGGAAAAUAUCUUUGUUCUCGUUUGCUGCUAUUUUCUGUCCUAUUUCAAGAAAUAUAAAUACAUAGAAAUGGUGCAUCUUAACAUUUGUUCAUGUAUAAAUGUCCUUUAAUUCCAUUUUAGCAUGUAGCAACAUGAAUCGUUUCAGGGUAAGCCACAACAUCUAGAAAUCCCUCACAGAUGUAAACAAUCAGAAGAGGGAUGGUAGCAAUGUGGAGGAACAAAGCUGCUCUCCACUGGGUUGCUUCCCCUGCAGCUUGAAGUGACUGUUAGUGAUGAGGGAGGAUAGUUCCUCUGUACAGUUACCCUUGCUUGAGAGAUUGCCACAGCCUGCUGCUUAGAUGAGUUACCAAACACCCUCCAUUUAAGAAGCAGCGGCCAUUGAAUCUCAGGGAUGGUCCACAACUGGAUCCAAAUGUGUAAGGAGCCCUGUUUGACUAGUGAAGUGGGGUGGGGGAGAGCAAUCCAUCCACCAUCUGGAAUCAGAUUUGCAGUUUCCUGCCCUGUUGAUGCCCUUUCUUUCUGUGUUCCCUCUCUGUCUGCUGUCUAACCUGUGCCUUGCCUGGGAUGAGGACAAUGAUGAGGUUACUGGUUUGGAUUGUAAGUAGAGGACUUUAUUCGUUGAUUUAGAGGUUCAUUGCUGCUUUGUCACUUUCUCAAUCAAAUUGGCCAUUAAGAAAUAAAAAGCUGGUAGAAUUGCAUCCUCAGAUGAUUCUUGACUGUGUGUGUAUGUGAGUGUGUGUGUGUGUGUGUGUGUGUGUGUGUGUGUGUACAAACACAUUCCAGCACCACCCUAAUUACAAUAUGCCCAAGAAGUCCUAGCUGCGUUCUGAGAACGUAAGCCAUGGAAAUGGGUGUACACAUCGCUUGGAGAAUAGUUGCUUUUGACAUGGCAUCUUGCACUUUAGGAGACUAAGACCGUCCUGUUUUGUCUGUGUGGUGUGACCAGUGGUGUCCCCAGAGCACUACCCAAAAUCACUAGUGUUAGCAAGCUGCCCCGGGCUGUGGAGCACAGUAGUCCUUUGGAAGCUUUGGCUCUAGGCUCACCAAGCCCAGUCUCCUUCCUCACUGUCAGUGCCCUGCUCUCCUGUUUGCCUCUUUCUUUUUCUAUGUGAACUUUCACAUAUCACUCAUUAAAUAGGCUUUUUUUUUUUUUUUUAUUUAAAGAAAAACUAUCCUAAAACAAAAGACCAUUUUUGUUUGUUGGCAGUGGUGGCUUGAUAAUCCUUAAGCAACUGAAGUUGAAAUGGAAGGAACAGGCACUUGAAGUGAUGACUCUUUCUGUCCAGCUGUAUAUAAGUCUGACGUGCUCAUCUAGAUGAUGCAAAGAAUCUCCUGGUAGAGAAGCGAUUUGUACAAGAUUGGUGGGGAAAGUUUUGGGUUUUCUUUCCAGUGGGGUGGGUGGGGGGAGGAGGGCAAGCUGGAUUUACAAGUCACGACUGGACUGGCCUGGCCUUUUUAUCUUUCCACUUUAUCAUGUAAGUAGCUGCUUUCUUGUCGUGACUAUCCUUCAGGCAUCUCUAAAGCUCACUUCGAAGAUGUUAGAGAUACAAACACACAAAUCUUCGAGUUAGCCAUCAGUCCCGACAGACAUGAAGGCCAGCACUGAUUCCAAAUGAACAUUGCAGAGGUGGUAAUUGGAGAAAACAGUUCCCAGAUUGUAAGAGUUCACUGAAGAUUAUUGACACAAUUAAAAAAAAAUCAGUAAAGGAAUGUAUAUAAUACUGCUCUUGUGUUUUACAGUAAGAUUUGUUGCUCUCAGACUGUGUAAAACAAAAUUUAUUCAUGUUUUCUGCAUAUUAAAAAUCUUAUUGUACCAAUUGGUAAACUAUUAAAUGCCUAUAAAACUA
This is a messenger RNA of Dipodomys spectabilis (banner-tailed kangaroo rat), 5630 nucleotides long. RefSeq names its product platelet activating factor acetylhydrolase 1b regulatory subunit 1 (gene Pafah1b1). Lineage: Eukaryota; Metazoa; Chordata; Mammalia; Rodentia; Heteromyidae. The transcript has 11 exons. Gene Ontology annotation, molecular function: protein binding. The record is from RefSeq and is a predicted model, not a curated record. Bases 571 to 1803 code for a protein of 410 amino acids.